ACUGUCCAGCUGGCAAUUCACUGCCGUUACAGCCCGUUAUCACUGAUCAUUAGGUGCCUUUCUUUGUUUCGUAGAAGGUUUGGGUUCUGCAGCAGGUACCUCUUUCUUUUCUGGAUGCUUCUCAGGUUCUGUGCAUAAAUAUAAACUGCAUGAAACUGCGUGCCGAGAGUGUGGAGGAACCGAUUAACUUGAGAGCCGCACAUGGAGCUGUGUCAGUGGUGGCGACACAUUGUUGUCUUCUUACUUAAUGCUUGGAUUCCAUCAUGCUUUGCCCAAACCACACCACCAGCGCACUCAAGCCCCACACCGACCCCUCAGACAGCAGAAGGCCCAGAGACACUGAAGUUCCGUCUGUCUGGUUUCCCCAGAAAACACAAUGAGGGUCGAAUUGAGGUGUUUUACAAGGGCGAAUGGGGAACCAUCUGUGAUGAUGACUUCUCACUGGCCAAUGCCCAUGUCCUCUGUCGCCAGCUUGGCUUUGUGUCUGCCACAGGCUGGGCUCACAGCGCCAAGUAUGGCAAGGGCACAGGUAAGAUUUGGCUUGACAAUGUGCAGUGCAGUGGCAGUGAGAGGAGCGUGUCAGUGUGUAAGUCUCGUGGCUGGGGUAACAGUGACUGCACUCAUGAUGAGGACGCUGGAGUGAUCUGUAAAGAUGAGAGACUGCCGGGAUAUGUGGACUCCAAUGUUAUAGAGGUGCUGGUAGAUGAGAAUAAAGUGGAGGAGGUGCGUUUGCGUCCUGUCUUCACCAUAGCCACUAAGCGGAUGCCGGUCACUGAGGGGGUGGUGGAAGUCAAGAAUAAGGACGGAUGGGCUCAGAUCUGCGAUAAUGGCUGGACACCCAAAAAUUCACGUGUGGUUUGUGGCAUGAUGGGAUUCCCUCACGAGAAGAAGGUCAACAAGAACUUCUACAAGCUGUAUGCUGAACGGCAGAAGAAUCACUUCCUGGUUCAUUCAGUGGCAUGCUUAGGCACAGAAGUGCACUUGGCUGCGUGUCCUCUAGAGUUUAACUAUGGCAAUGCCACAGAGUCGUGUCCUGGAGGAAUGCCUGCUGUGGUCAGCUGUGUGCCUGGUCCACUGUACGCACAGAGCACUGCUAUGAGGAAGAAACUCAAGAUGCAGUCUACUGUACGGCUGAAGGGUGGAGCAAAAUAUGGUGAGGGCCGUGUCGAGGUUUUGAAGGGCAGUGAAUGGGGGACGAUUUGUGAUGAUCGCUGGAACCUGCUCUCUGCCAGUGUUGUAUGCAGAGAACUGGGCUUCGGCUCUGCCAAAGAAGCCCUCACAGGUGCCCGCAUGGGACAAGGGUUGGGGCCUAUCUAUAUGAAUGAGGUGCAGUGCACAGGUCAUGAGCGCUCUCUGUGGAACUGCCGCUAUAAAAACAUCACUACUGAGGACUGCAAACACACUGAAGACGCUUCACUCCGCUGUAAUGUCCCAUAUAUGGGCUAUGAGAAGACGGUGCGCAUCUUAGGGGGGCGAUCUCGCUACGAGGGCCGUGUGGAGGUGUUACGUACUGAGACUAACGGGACGCUGCGCUGGGGUCUGAUCUGUGGAGAAGGCUGGGGAACUGAGGAGGCCAUGGUUGUGUGCAGGCAGCUGGGCCUCGGGUACGCCAACCAUGGCCUACAAGUGCGUCUGUCAGGUGGGCGCUCACAGUAUGAAGGGCGAGUGGAGGUGCGGGUGGGGCAGCGGUGGGGCAGUGUAUGCAGUGAGGGCUCGACCACCAAAGAGGCCAUGGUGGCAUGCAGGCAGCUAGGGCUAGGGUUCAGCAUGCAUGCUAUUACAGAAACAUGGUAUUGGGACAGCAGUAACGUGACAGAGAUGGUUAUGAGUGGAGUGAAAUGUACAGGAGAUGAGAUGUCUCUCAGCCAGUGCCAACACCACAGAACCGUCAACUGCCAGAAAGCAGCCGCACGAUUCUCAGCAGGAGUCAUCUGCUCAGAAACUGCAUCUGAUCUAGUGCUGAAUGCACCGCUAGUGCAGCAGACGACGUAUAUAGAGGACCGGCCGUUACACAUGCUGUACUGUGCAGCAGAGGAGGACUGUCUGUCCAAGAGCGCCGCUAAAGCUAACUGGCCUUACGGUCACCGCCGCCUGCUCCGCUUCUCCUCACAGAUACACAACAUCGGACGGGCUGACUUCAGGCCCAAAGCAGGCCGUCACUCAUGGGUCUGGCACGCAUGUCACGGGCAUUAUCAUAGCAUGGACAUCUUCACACACUAUGACCUGAUGUCUGCCAAUGGCACUAAAGUGGCAGAAGGACACAAAGCCAGCUUCUGCCUGGAGGACACAGAUUGUGAUGAAGGUGUUUCCAAGAGAUAUGAGUGUGCUAACUUUGGUGAGCAGGGCAUCACAGUGGGAUGCUGGGAUUUGUAUCGCCAUGACAUUGAUUGCCAGUGGAUCGAUAUUACUGAUGUCAAACCAGGAAAUUAUAUCCUUCAGGUUGUGAUAAAUCCUAACUAUGAGGUUGCCGAGAGUGACUUCACAAACAAUGCCAUGAAAUGUAACUGCAAAUAUGAUGGCCACAGGAUCUGGGUCCAUAACUGCCAUAUUGGUGAUGCUUUCAGUGAGGAGGCUGAGAAGAAGUUUGAGAAAUACCCUGGACAAUUUAACAACCAGAUCUCAUAAUCUUAUCACCAGAUUGAUAUAAUUAGCAAAUUGGGACAAUCUAAUCCAGAGUAAAAUAUUUAUUCAUUCAAACCAGCCAUAAACUAAGUAACUUCUCACAUUGCAAUUACAGAAACCCUAAAAUCUACAAUAUCCAAUGUUUUUACGCCAAGAGUAUAACUGUACUGACAUAACCUGUAAUUUUUAAUGAAAACAGAACUCCAAAAAAAAAAAAACACUCAGAGCUACUGAGUCUGGCUUAAGUAGUGUGAGGAUUAGAUGUAAAUUUGUCAGGCUGUGCAGUGCCUGUCGUAUGUGUUUACAGUGCAAUCAGGUGCUUAUUUUCUUAAAGGUUUAAAAAGCCUUGUCGAUGCAUCACGCAGCCCGUGUGCUGCUGUCUCUGUGAGUUAAAAGUACUUGAAUGUUUUGUACUCCAGAUGAGCAUUCGUGUUUAAAAGCUAUUGCAAAGUGUGAAUGUAUUUUAUGCUUCAAAGCUCUGACUCAACUCCUAUUUUACUUUCAAAUGGUCUUUCAUGUAUGACUUGUUAAAGCUUCAGUGACGUUUUUUACACGCUGUCCUAGAUUUGUCUUUUUACUGAA
Messenger RNA from Sinocyclocheilus rhinocerous, 3204 nucleotides. RefSeq names its product lysyl oxidase homolog 3-like. Bases 202 to 2625 code for a protein of 807 amino acids. The transcript is spliced from 15 exons. The record is from RefSeq and is a predicted model, not a curated record. Gene Ontology annotation, biological process: collagen fibril organization; peptidyl-lysine oxidation. Gene Ontology annotation, molecular function: copper ion binding; protein-lysine 6-oxidase activity. Gene Ontology annotation, cellular component: membrane. NCBI's taxonomy places the organism in Eukaryota, Metazoa, Chordata, Actinopteri, Cypriniformes, Cyprinidae.